This is a messenger RNA of Lottia gigantea (owl limpet), 678 nucleotides long. RefSeq lists its product as hypothetical. The record is from RefSeq and is a predicted model, not a curated record. NCBI's taxonomy places the organism in Eukaryota, Metazoa, Mollusca, Gastropoda, Lottiidae. The transcript has a single exon. The annotation marks the transcript as partial.
CACCUGCGUCAGGGGCAACUGGAUCAUCACCUGCGUCAGGGGCAACUGAAUCAUCACCUGCGUCAGGGCCAACUGGAUCAUCACCUGCGUCAGGGGCAACUGGAUCAUCACCUGCGUCAGGGACAACUGGAUCAUCACCUGCGUCAGGGGCAACUGGAUCAUCACCUGCGUCAGGGGCAACUGGAUCAUCACCUGCGUCAGGGGCAACUGGAUCAUCACCUGCGUCCGGGGCAACUGCAUCAUCACCUGCGUCAGGGGCAACUGGAACAUCACCUGCGUCAGGUGCUACAGGAACAUCACCUGCAUCAGGUGCCACAGAAACUUCACCUGGAUCCGGGGCAACUGGAUCAUCACCUGGAUCCGGGGCAACUGGAUCAUCACCUGCGUCAGGGGCAACUGGAUCAUCACCUGCGUCAGGUGCCACAGGAACAUCACCUGCGUCAGGGGCCACAGGAACUUCACCAGUGUCCGGAGCAACUGGAACAGGAUCCCCAUCAUCCGGUGCAACUGGAACAUCACCUGUGUCUGGGGCAACAGGGUCACCAUCAUCCGAUGCAACUGGGACAGGAUCACCCGCAUCACCCCUGUCGGGAGCCACAGGAACCUCACCCGCGACCGGGGCAACAGGUACAUCGCCUGCUUCAGGGGCAACAGACAGAACGCAAGCGUCUGGUGCAA